Molecule: messenger RNA, 351 nt
Organism: Ordospora colligata OC4
Lineage: Eukaryota; Fungi; Microsporidia; Ordosporidae
Product: U1 snRNP-specific protein C
Exons: 1
Coding region: 1-351 (116 amino acids)
Cellular component (GO): nucleus
Molecular function (GO): nucleic acid binding; zinc ion binding
Source: RefSeq, a predicted model, not a curated record
AUGGCAAAAUAUUUCUGUGAGUUCUGUAACAAAUCUCUUCCAAACGACAAGCCAAAAAGCAGGAAGAUGCAUUUCCAGGGUGCAAGACAUAGCCUAAUGCGAAAAGCAUACUACAUGGAAAUCUUUGAGCAAGAUAAAGUGACUGCCGAAAUAAACACCAUCCUAAAAAAUGUAAAGGUCACUACUGGUGGUAGAUCGAAUACCGAAUUCAUUCUUCCACCUGGUAUUUGCUUGAGUGAACUCCACAUACCUGAAGAGCCUCUGGGAUUUAAACUUCUGCCAGGAUUUGAUUUCAGCAAUCCUGCAAACUUUCCUAGAACAAUCGAAGAAGUUUUACAGAAAUACCGAUGA